Messenger RNA from Paramuricea clavata, 645 nucleotides. The record is from the annotation of a GenBank genome assembly. NCBI's taxonomy places the organism in Eukaryota, Metazoa, Cnidaria, Anthozoa, Malacalcyonacea, Plexauridae.
AUGGAAGGGAAGUCUUGUCUCUCUAACUUGUUGGAAUCACUACAAUAUAUUAUCACGUUUUUGGAUAGUGAAGAUCCUGUUGAUCUUAUAUAUUUGGAUUUUCAAAAAGCUUUUGAUAAGGUUGCACACGAAAGAUUGUUGUUAAAGUUAGAAAGUUACGGAAUUACUGGGCAGGUUCAUGACAUUAUAAGGAACUUCCUGACAGGUAGAUCAAUGGCAGUACGUGUGGGAGAUCAUAUUUCAUCAUGGGAGCCUGUUACUUCUGGAGUCCCCCAAGGGUCUGUUUUAGGACCCUUGUUAUUUAUAUUAUUUAUUAAUGAUAUGCCACAAGUUACUAAAUUUAAUACUGUGCUUUUCGCUGAUGAUUCCAAAGUUAUUGGUAAUGCAUAUUAUCCGGAAGAUAUUCAAACAGACAUCGACUGUCUCAGUAGGUGGUCAGAAAUAUGGCAGAUGAAAUUUAAUGUGGAAAAGUGUGGUGUACUUCACAUCGGAGAGAGCAAUCCGCAACAUGGCUAUACAUUGGAUGGUAUUCAACUAAAAAGUGUACAGAAAGAAAAGGAUUUGGGGGUAACCUGGUCUGCCGGGAAGUCCUUAUUUGAUGAUCAUAUUCGAGAAGGAAUCGGAAAGGCCAAGAGGAUGAAGUGA